AUGGCGCCCGCCAUCUACAAGAAGCCCCCGCAGCUGCCGCCCAAGUUCACGGCCACGCCCGACAGCUUGGUCAAGGAUACAAAGGCCUUGAUUGACAGGUCGCGGAAAAUACAGGAUGGUCUUGUGAAGGACGUAACGACCGCGAGCGCCAACUUCAAGAAUGUCCUCCUUCCCGUAGCGCUCGACGACAACAAGAUGGCCAUCGAGUCCCACAUCAUCGGCUUCUACCAAGCCGUGUCCACGGAUAAAGCCCUCCGCGAUGCGUCGACCGAGGCAGAGAAGUUGCUGGACGAUUUCAGUAUCGAAUCUAGCAUGCGCGAGGACGUCUUCAGGCUCAUCGACGCCGUCCUACAGAAGAAGGAGUCCCUGGAUGCGGAGUCGCAGCGACUGCUCGAGAAAGACCACAAGUCAUACAUCCGGAACGGCCUCAACCUACCUGCGGGUCCAAAGCGCGACCGCUUUAAGGAGAUCAAACAGCGGCUGAGCGCUAUCAGCAUCGAGUUCCAGAAGAAUCUCAACGAGGAACAGGGUGGCAUUUGGUUCACCAGAGAAGAGCUGGACGGUGUGCCCGAUGAUGUUGUGGACGGAUUGAAGGUUGGCGAGGGCGAGACCAAGGGCAAGCUUUGGCUGACGUUCAAAUACCCGGAUCUGUUCCCCACGUUGAAGUACGCCACCAAUGCGGAAACGCGCAAGCGUGUCUUUGUCGAGAACGAAAACAAAUGCAAUGACAACGUGCCUUUGUUCCGCGAGGCUAUUCUCCUCCGGGAUGAAGCCGCCCGCCUCCUUGGAUACAACAAUCAUGCCGAGUUCCGGAUAGAAGACAAGAUGGCUAAGACGCCCAAGACAGUCGAUGAUUUCUUGGGAGACUUGCGCACGCGCCUUGCACCUGGCGGUCAGACGGAGAUCAAGAAGCUAUUGGAGCUGAAGCAGGAAGACCUCAAGGCGCGGAGUCUAGGUGAUGAUAACUCCAAGUACUUCCUCUGGGAUCACCGCUACUACGACCGAUUGAUGCUGGAGAGGGAUUUCCAGCUCGACCAGCAGGUUAUUGCCGAGUACUUCCCUCUUCAAACCACCAUCCAGGGUAUGCUGAAGAUUUUCGAAGAGCUCUUUGGUUUGGCAUUCGUCGAAAUUACUGGCGAGGACCGUACCGCACUGGCCGAUGGAGGAAAGGGCUCGGAUAUUGUCUGGCACGAAGACGUUCAAGUCUUCAGCGUGUGGGAUGAUGAAGGCGAAGGCGCCGGCUUCGUUGGCUAUCUCUACUUGGAUCUUUUCCCCCGUGACGGCAAGUACGGUCAUGCGGCGAACUUCAACCUACAGCCCGGUUACAUUGACGAGAAUGGCAAACGACGCUACCCUGCCACGGCUCUUGUAUGCAACUUCUCAAAGCCGACACCGAAGAAGCCAUCGCUGCUCAAACACGACGAGGUAGUCACGCUUUUCCAUGAGCUCGGUCACGGUAUUCACGACCUUGUCUCGAAGACCACCUACUCGCGCUUUCACGGCACGAAUACGGUUCGCGACUUUGUGGAAGCGCCCAGUCAAAUGUUGGAGAACUGGUGCUGGACGCCUUCGCAACUGCGGUCUCUAUCACAUCAUUACUCGCAUCUCUCCCCUGAAUACGAGGCUGCAUACAAAGAAGCAUCAGGUGCAGACAAGAAGCCCGCUGAUCAGAUUCCCAAUUCACUCAUCGCGAACUUGAUCAACACAAAGCAUGUCAAUGAUGCGCUGUUCAACCUGAGGCAGCUCCACUUCGGCAUGUUUGAUAUGACUGUUCACGAGCCAAAGAGCCACGAAGACAUUGAGAAAUUGGAUAUAACGAGUACCUACAACAGGCUUAGGCACGAGAUCUCACAACUUAAUGGACCUGAGGCCCUUGGUGGCGACUGGACCUGGGGCAACGGACAGGCUACGUUCGGUCACCUGAUUGGCGGUUAUGACGCUGGUUAUUACGGUUAUCUUUCAUCGCAGGUCUAUUCUACAGAUAUGUUCUACUCGGUCUUUAAGGAGGAUCCGAUGAACGGCAAGGAAGGUCGACGGUACAGGCACACUGUCCUCGAGCGCGGUGGUAGCAAGGAGGAGAUGGAUAUCUUGGAGGAAUUCUUAGGACGCAAGCCGAGUACUGAGGCUUUCUACAAGGAGCUCGGCAUCUCGAAAUAG
Molecule: messenger RNA, 2157 nt
Organism: Didymosphaeria variabile
Lineage: Eukaryota; Fungi; Ascomycota; Dothideomycetes; Pleosporales; Didymosphaeriaceae
Gene: PRD1
Product: metalloendopeptidase
Exons: 3
Coding region: 1-2157 (718 amino acids)
Biological process (GO): proteolysis; peptide metabolic process
Cellular component (GO): mitochondrial intermembrane space
Molecular function (GO): metalloendopeptidase activity
Source: RefSeq, a predicted model, not a curated record